This is a messenger RNA of Oldenlandia corymbosa var. corymbosa, 2431 nucleotides long. NCBI's taxonomy places the organism in Eukaryota, Viridiplantae, Streptophyta, Magnoliopsida, Gentianales, Rubiaceae. The record is from the annotation of a GenBank genome assembly.
GAUAAUUUUUCCUUCCUCUCCUUCUUUCCUCCUACUCCUUAUGCUUACUUAUUUUUCUUCUUUUUAAAUCUCAUAAGGUUUAUUAUUAUAUUAUAAUAAUAUAAUCUCUAACAGAGAAGUAAAUAAAAUAUCAUCACUAAAUAAAUUAUUAGUUACUUUUACAUUGGAUCAUUAUAUAUAGACUCUAGUUUUAUAAGAAAAGAAAGAAAAAAAGCUGCAAAAUGUCUUUCCUCCGUUUCUGCUGAAAUUGUGUAAUUAAAGAAAAUGUAAAAUUCACCUAGUAGCUUGAAGCCUAGAACAAUAACGAAGCCUAACAACCAGUGAUCCUUUUUUAACGUAAGCCAGAACGAAGCGGAAGACUGUAGAAAUUACGUAGGAAGGGAGGGAAGAAAAGAAAAAGAAAGAGUAUAGGAAAUGAAUGUCUCAAUUGUUAUUACUACGUUAUUCUUUCGUUUUGCCUCGAUCACAGAAUAUUUAGUUUAAUAAUUUACCUUGUAUUCUAGUAUAAUAAUUUCUAAAGGCUGAAGUUUCCGGAGGAUGGUCAAAUCAACAAGCCCACAAAUCGUGAAAACCGAAGAAGAUUCAAAAGCUAUAAGACCCACUACCACCAAACUUUCAUAAUUUUAAAUACCCAACUGCUCUCUGAAGUGAUCACCACCACACAAACUUGCUUCUCCUUCUCGUCCGGCUGCCGGAAUUAUGGUGGUGGUGGUGGUGGACCGAUCAUCAAUAGAAGAAGCACGAUCUCGGCCGUUGCUUGAUUCAGUUAUGGCGCCAGAGAAUCCGAGGGAUGAUUCUUUAUCGGAGAUGAUGAACCGCCGGGAAACCGACGCCGGCGCUGUCUUUGUGUUGGAGUCCAAAGGGGAAUGGUGGCAUGCCGGAUUUCAUCUGGUGACGGCGAUUGUGGGCCCCACGAUUCUGACGCUGCCUUACGCCUUCCGGGGGCUAGGGUGGGGCCUGGGGUUCUUCUCGUUAACGGUGAUGGGGAUAGCCUCUUUCUAUGCUUACUAUCUUAUGUCCUUGGUGCUCGACCACUGUGAGAAGUCUGGACGCCGCCACAUACGAUUCCGGGAGCUGGCUGCUGACGUCUUAGGAUCUGGAUGGAUGUUUUAUUUUGUGAUAUUCAUUCAGACAGCAAUCAACACUGGUAUUAGCAUAGGAGCUAUCCUGCUUGCAGGAGAAUGCCUCCAGAUCAUGUACUCAGAUCUCUCUCCAAAUGGUUCAUUGAAAUUGUACGACUUCAUAGCAAUGGUAACGGCCGUGAUGAUUGUUCUAUCUCAACUUCCAACUUUUCACUCCCUCAGACAUCUCAAUCUUGGUUCGCUUGUUCUCAGUUUGGGCUACACAUUUCUUGUUGUUGGUGCCUGUAUACAUGCAGGUACUUCCAAGAAUGCACCUCCUAGAGACUACUCCUUACAAGGUUCAACAUUAUCAAAGAGUUUGAAUGGCUUCACCUCUAUAUCAAUUAUGGCUUCCAUUUAUGGAAAUGGGAUACUACCUGAAAUACAGGCUACUCUAGCUCCUCCAGCUACUGGAAAGGUAUUCAAAGGCCUAUUAAUGUGCUAUGCUGUGAUCUGCGUAACAUUUUACUCUGCUGCUGUUUCGGGAUACUGGGUUUUCGGGAAUAAAGCAAAUUCAAACAUUCUCAAGAGCUUAAUGCCAGAUGAAGGACCUGCCUUGGCCCCCACGUGGGUACUGGGUCUUUCAGUCAUAUUCAUUCUCCUCCAACUCUUUGCCAUUGGUCUGUUGUAUUCUCAAGUAGCAUAUGAGAUCAUGGAGAAGAAAUCGGCCGAUGUGAACCAGGGGAUAUUCUCCAAGAGAAACCUCAUCCCUAGGAUCAUUCUUCGGUCGCUCUACAUGGUGUUUUGUGGCUUCAUUGCUGCUAUGUUGCCAUUCUUCGGGGACAUCAGUGGAGUUGUGGGUGCCAUUGGAUUCAUCCCGCUGGACUUCAUACUGCCAAUGCUCCUAUACAAUAUGACUUACAAGCCCGCAAGAACAUCCCCCAGUUUCUGGAUCAACAAUGCCAUUAUCAUCAUCUUCACAGGCGUAGGACUUGUGGGCUCAUUUGCUUCGAUCAGGAAGUUGGUUCUUGAUGCUUCGAAGUUCAAGCUUUUUAGCAGUGAUGUGGUCGAUUGAUUUUGAAAUUCCUAAUAUCCUACUGUUAAAAAUACUGUACCACUUGUAUCCUUUUCUCUAAGGGUUGUACACAGAAAGAUCACAAGUAUACAGAAAACACAAAUAUGCAUGACAGAUGAGUCAUAAGUCCCAAGCGAUGGGUGCUUAAUUUAGCAAAUCAUUCAAUACAAAUUUGUAGUUUGCUAACACUAUUAAUUCCAUUACGCGGGAUCUUAUCAUAGAUCAUAUGUCCUUGUCGUGUUCUAUUAUUCUUCAAUCUUUUAAUAUAAUGCAUACUGAUACUGAUACAAUGACA